CACAUACGGAAAGGCGGAAUGACGUGAAAUCAGGUGGAGAGAAAAUCGCCUUUAGACCGACGGAGCGAUGUCGCAGACGUUCGGCGGACCUUCGCGUUAACAAAGUAACCCGUUUUAAAACGGAAACUGUAUCGAAAACAACAUUAUAAUAAGCUUUUAUUAGAUUAUAGGCAGUAGGUAAUGUCUUAGAGAGGGUUUGUUUUGCCUGAAAUAACCUCGGAGCGUCUUUUUGGAUAAACGGAGACGUUUGUGAUUUUCGGAUGAAGUGAAUAAGACUUGAGACUUAAGACGCCUCACGUUCUGAGAGGACUUACUGGUGUUUGCUAAGCGAUGCUGCGGCUAAUGCUCCUCUUACUUUACUGGUGGAGCCAUGCCGGAGCUUCCCCACAGUCCUCACACUCCGCAGCCCAUCAGGGAGGUGAGUCAGGCCAAGAUGGCCUAAAGCCACACAUAUAUUACUGCCGCUCUCCGAACAUGGAAACCUUUACUUGCUGGUGGCAUCCCCUUGACAACGGUCUCCAGGGAGAUGACAACCUCACCCACAGGCUCUUCUACACCCUUGGUAACAGGCCUCCAACAGAGUGUCCAGACUAUGUGAGUGGUGGACCAAACAGUUGUUACUUUGACACAGAGCACACAAGGAUUUGGGAGGUUUACUGCAUGAACGUAACGGCCCACAGCAGCAGAGGUUCAUUCACCUCUAAAAAGCACUGUUUGGACGUGGCCGAAAUUGUCGAGAUCGAUCCACCAUAUAACCUCACAUACACUUUAAUGAACAUGACUAAGGAUGAAGCAGGUUGCACCGUAUUAGUGUCCUGGCAGUACCCCAUUGCUCAACAUGUCCAAAUUGGAUGGAUUACACUCAUCUAUGAGCUACGUUAUAGAGCUAUCUCUGAGCCCAGUAACUGGAAGGUAAAGGAGCGGCUACGUGAACCUCAUCUGGAGCUUCUAGGCUUGUCAUUGGGGAGGUAUGAAGUCCAAGUGCGCUGCCGCUCACAAAACAACCACCUGUGGAGCAAAUGGAGCUCCCCAAUUACCAUCAUCAUUCCUUCCAGACGUCUGCCUGAUCACAUGGUCUAUGGUCUUGUACUAAUGACUACCAUUGUAGUCAUAAUCUUGCUCCUCAUUGGACUUGGGAUUAUUCCACAAGGCAAGAGGAUAAAAACUUUUCUCCUGCCACCAAUCCCUAAACCCUGCAUCAAAGGAAUUGAUCCCAUGCUUCUUAAGAAAGGCAAGAUGGAUGAGAUUAAUUAUCACUUCUCCACCCUGCAAGGCUACAAGGCACCACGCUACCGUGGGGAGCCAGUGUACCACGUCAGCAUGGACGAAGAUGUCUUUUUAUCUCGACUGAGCUCUAUGACUAGCAUCCAGGAGAAUAAAGAGCCUCAAGACACACAGAGCCCUGACUGCACUGAAGACCAGCAGCUACUUCACACCCCUGAUGUCCCUAGUCCGGACUGCCAAGACCCUUUCUUCUGUAGCGAAGAGACUUCAGAGCCGACCAUGACCGAGGCCACUUUGUGGGUUUGGCCAAAGGAUAGCCACGUGCAGCCGGAGCUGCUCUCAUUCCCAGGGACGGAAUACAGUAUGAUUGUAAACCCUGCACCUACAAAUACCAGUAUGCCACCCAAAACUCAGGAGUUAUACACCUGUGUGCAUGGAGUAACCGCCAACGAGAUGGUACAGCUUGUGCCCUGCAUGUCGAAUUCACUCGGAGGUUCCUCUUAUCUUGAGCUAAAAGAUAAACCAGAGGAAGACACAAAGAAGCUCAGCCAGUUAACAGCCUUUAUGGAUAAACAAGAGGAAGUUCAAGCCAAUGAAAUGAGGUUUUACCCAAAAGAGGGGGAGCAGAAUGAGUAUGUUGUACCUUUUAUUACCACAACCAACAGACAGGAGCUAGGUGUUGUGUAAAUAUGUACUGUAUAUGGCAGUUUGUACCCAUCAAAAGUUGCUGUGAGUAAAUUCUGGAACGGGUAAGGGUGAAAGGCGGGAAAUCAAGUUUGGACCAAAAAUGAGUUGUUCUGGUAUUAAUACCAUUAUAUCUCUGAUUUAAGAAUUAAUUAUUUAUUAUUUAGGUUACUUUCUAACCUUGCCUUAGCUGCCUUCCUUCAGCCUUCAGCUGUAUGUUUGUGUUAUCAAACCUCUGCCACUAGGUGGCGGAGACGUUAUGUUUUCAGGUUGUCCAUCCUUAUGUCUGUGCGACAAUCUCGUUAGGCAGAUAUCUCACCACUGUAGCCAACAGAUGAACUGAUUAGACUUUGGAAGCGAUCCAGACAGGCUCGAGGUCGCAGCAAUAUCUGAGUUUUUCUUUAUUAGCUUUCCUCCUGUUUAAAGUAUGUUGUAAUGGCAUUUCAGGCAUACAGAUUAAUGACUAGAAGGACCAGCCAUGUUGGCUAUGGAGCAUUUCCAGGCGACACCAUUGAAAUAAGAGUUCUACUUCUAAAUGCCAUUUUGUUUUGUCAGUUCUAUUUAAAGAUGUUCUUUGCUGUUCAUGUCAUUAUGGAGUGUGUAAGUGUGCCCUCCUCUAUUAUCACCAGGAUGUGAAGACGUUUUAGCACUCAGUAUCUGAUUGCAAUCUUAACUGAUUAUCCUUAUGGCCAUUUUGCUAUGGCAAAUAACUAUCUAAAAAGCUGAUGAAAGCAUGGGAAAAAAAAUGGUAUUCAGCGUACUCGCUGCAUUCACUUAACAUUUGUCAAACCGGCUCUUUGCCAAUUAUGAUUUUUGCUGCUCUAAAUCAAAGUUAUAAAAGAACUAAAAUAAAACAUUUCUACUUUGUUUUGGUAAAUUGUUUGUUUUCUUAAAAUAGAUAUGCCAAAAUAUACUAUUGGCAAAAAAAUCAGUCAAAACAAAGCUUUUCGUCUUUUCUCAGUAGAAUCCAGCUUAAACAACUUCCAUUGGCUUUUUCCAGACAACCUCACAUAUAUCAAGGACUUCAGCACACACGCAAAGUAUAGAUAGAUGUACACACCUUUUUGUACGGUACCUGAAGAGUCGGUGUACAUAAGUUUAGAUACACACACACCUCUUUGUAACCAUAGUAACCACUUUGUCAUGUUCAAGACAAAUGUAGCUCUAGAGCCAAUCCCAGCAAUAUUGUGUAUAAGGUAGGAUAAUUGGCUACCAGUCUAUGACACAUCCAAUCAGCCUACUUGGAUGUUUUUGGGAGGUGGAAGGAAACCAGACAACCCACAGUAAACCAACAUGUAUGCAGGGAGAACAGGGAAAACUCCACUCAGGCAGUAACCUGAGCUCAGGAUCAAAAGCAGGACUGUAAAGAUGUGAUGAGGCAAUAAUGUUAUCCACCCUGAGGACAAUCAUACAAAACAAAUUACUGUACAAGGCAUUUUGGGGUUACUUUUAUCCUUAAGUCACGCUGAAGUACCACUUCAUAUGUCUGACCACAGCCAAACAAAAUGAAAAACUAAACGUAAAAGUCCUCUUGUGUGCUCUCACUACUUUCAAAUACAUUCCUGACAAAGAGAAGCAUUUACCUGAGUGCAUCUAUUUCUACCGCAUGAUCAUAGUACAAAGAGCAAUUUCUUGAAGAGAUCCAAGCUAUGCAGUGAAUCCUCUAAACCAGCUCGACAGAUGUCCUCAGAAACCUAAUGGUUGUCUCUUGUUCUUUAAAAAAAAAAAAAUCAAUACAAUCAGUAGGCUUAUUUAUUUAUUUAUUUUUGCCACGCACAAAUACUUUAUUCCUGUUUUUAUAUUAAACAAAGCACUGUGUGAUCAAUGCGAGCAAUCUUUGCUCUUCUGUUGUUGUGUUUUUUUUGUUUCUUUCUUUAACCGUGCCAGUUCAGUAAAAUUUUAUUGAUCAUGUAAUGUACAAACUUUAGAGUUUCAAUGAGAUGUUAUUUUUUAACAAUGGACAUCCUUACAAAGCUGUGCAUUUGCUGAUCAUCAUUCUCUCUUUCUUUUAUGAUUCGUGAUUUUAUCUCUUCGUUGUAUUAGUCCACUCUGUAUUAGUGUUGUUUGCCACAUUGUGAUGUCAUGUGACUCGUCGUGUGUUGUGCUGCUUAGACAUGUUUGUGCCUUUUAUUGUGACACAGAAAUGCAAGAUGAAAACAAUAACUAGGGCGUGUGAACAUGCAGUGAAGAUGUGAACAGCUUGUAUGUGUUCUGCAUAUACUGUAAAUUAGAUUGAUGUAUAUAUUUUUUAAAUGUAAGACGAGACCUAUUUUUGUUUCAAAGCACAAAAUACACAAAUACACACAGGUUUACAUAUAAGCUGUGCCUUCACUUUAAAGUUUUUCACCAGCAGAUGGAACCACAUGUCUCAUAAUGACCAGGACUACACACACACACACACACACACUGCAAGGCAAAAGCAUGAAAGCAAGCAAGCAAAGAUUAUUGUUUUGUUUUGUUUAAUUGUAAUUGUCUUGUACAAAUAAGACAAUUUGUCAAUUAUAAUUUGAAUACAAUUAUUUGUUGAUUUGUUUAAAAAAAUGAUUCUUUUUAAUCCUGUUUAAACAGGAACACCAGUCCAGGAAGCUUAGUAAGGCUUUAUAAAUUAGUUAUAUGUACUUUUUGAGAGAUUUAAUCAAAAAAUAGAGUCACUGACUCAUUUUGCUUUCAGGAUUUUGCCUGAAGUUUAAAUAACAGAGAAAGUAGUGACUCUCUACUGCUUGCUCUAUUUCAGUUCCUUAAAUGAAAAACAAUCAAGCCAUCUAAAAUAAACCUUAUAUUUUAUCUGAAUGUUAUACACAGUACAGGAUAUAAUUACUGAUGGUUGUAUAAUGUAUGUAUGUAACGAGUGAUGUAAAUGAUUUCCCACUGUAUUGAAAAUAAAAGUGGAAAAUGUCAGGUAA
Molecule: messenger RNA, 4811 nt
Organism: Tachysurus vachellii
Lineage: Eukaryota; Metazoa; Chordata; Actinopteri; Siluriformes; Bagridae
Product: prolactin receptor-like
Exons: 9
Coding region: 331-1911 (526 amino acids)
Biological process (GO): cytokine-mediated signaling pathway
Cellular component (GO): external side of plasma membrane
Molecular function (GO): protein binding; cytokine receptor activity
Source: RefSeq, a predicted model, not a curated record